GUUGGAGUCGAUUGUGGAGGGUGAGGACUCAGGGCCAGGCCUAGAAGGCGACCCUUAUCCCUUACGAACUGUUGGCAUCCACCGAGGUGAACGAGGCUAUGGUGUAACCGUUUCAGGAGAAAGUCCUGUUAUUGUACAAGAUGUAAAAGAUGGAGGGCCUGCGGCACUAGCAGGGGUUAAGAAAGGAGACUCCAUCAUCAAAGUAAAUGGUAAUCUGGUGUCACAAGUCAACCAUAAAGAAGUUGUGGAAAUUAUUAAAUCAACACAAUAUGUGAAGCUUACGUUAAGAAGUUGUCCCGAAGGUGAGGUGCCAAACCUCACCUCUCCUCAAGACACUUCCCACAGACCUCUUCCACCUACACCGUCUUCCAAGUCGAACGAGCGCAUCACAGCUCCUUUGCCAGUUAAUACACAGUUACAAAAUCAAAUGGAAAUGAACAAAGGGAAGAUGCUUACCAUGUACCUAGACAAACAGCGCAGAGUGCGCGACAACAUAAUUGUUGAGCUGCAGAGAGGCCCUUCAAAGGUUUUGCAGAGAAAUCUUGAGAAGGAGUUGGAUUCUAUAAACCGUCAAAUUGCCAAAAUACAGGAGGAACUCAAGAAUAUGAAAGACAUUGAAGCUCAAUUACAUUCGCACCCGCGCUCCUCUCCUCGCUCUCCUCCCCUCUCCCGUCCAUCUUUCUCUCACCCACAUAGCCAACUCUCCCACCAUCAGACACACACCCGCUCUGUGUCUGAGAUUCCCCCUCCUCUUCCUGCCCGAAGCCGCUCCUUAGUGUCCCAGAUAUCUGCUCCUAAUAUCUCUGGCUCCUUUGCCUCCCUUACCUGUGCCCCGCCUCUACCCCCACGUCCCCCCCACCUGGAGAGGGUUGGGGAGGGAGGCCUAGCACAAAGUCUAGAGAACAUACAUAAGGUGCAGAGUCUCUCUCAUUCGGCAAGUUCAGUGUCAGAACCUGGUAGCCGGCCAACAUCGCACUGCAGAACCAAGUCAAGCCCCGAUCCCCUAGGUCUUCACAGUAGUCCAGGUCCUUGCAGAUUAAGUGGAAGUGACUCGGUCAGUGACUUAAGCCAGACAGGAUCAAAUACAAAUCGCAGUAAGGUAUCUUCUGUGUAUAGUGAAGACAUGGUUCAGGGAGAGCCUCCAGGAACCCCCCCUCCACCAUAUGGCUACUUACCUGCAGAUGAAGCAGAUGAAAAUUAUUCAGUAAUCAUGGAUGAUCAAUCACCACGCCAACAGCACCAACGCCGCCCCGACCGCCAACGCCAACAGCCACGCGGCCUCCUCCACCACCUCCUCCAGCACGGGCUUGGAGGUCGCCAACAAUGGCUCCGAGAACCUCGACGAGUACGGCUCGCCGGACUCCUCCAGCACCAACGUCUGCUCCACCGACAGCGCCAGCGCUGCCGUGUCCAAUACCUUGAGGUUUCUCCAGUCCGCGUGGUCUUCCCAAUCUGAAUUACUACCCCUGGCUGCUCUCAGCAAACAUAAUCUCCCGAAGAAGAAGUCAAGCACGUCAAUCAACAGAUCGGAGAGCUGCAAGGAGAAGCAGCACGCGAGGAAGCGGCCGAGAGAAAGCCGAAAGCACAGUGACCCAAACAUUCCCACCUCCAAGUCUGGUGAUGUUGACGCGGAGUCAGGCCUCAUCUCGGGGAACUCGGGCAGUUCCUCAAACUCAAGUCUUUCACCAAGCCAGGAGAGUCCGAGCACGUCCCUGGAGCACGUGUCUCGGGCGGACGUGCCCCUGCCCGCGCCCGUGCUGGAGAACGACUCCGACAUCGAGGCGGAGCUGGACCUCCCCAACUGGCAGAAACUAGUCUCGCACGACCAAAUCAAGCGACUCAAGCCCAAGGAACGCAAGAGGCAGGAUACUAUAAAUGACACUGAACGGACGCAUGUACGGGUCCUGAAAGUUUUAAAACACCUUUUCCACCUGCCUAUGCUGGAGGCAGGAAUUUUAUCCAAAGAGCAAUCUGAAAUGCUUUUCCCUAACAUUGACCAAGUCCUGGAGAUCCACACAACCUUCAACCAGGCUAUGAAGAAGAGAAGAGAAGAGGAGCCACUCGUCAACAGAGUUGGAGAUCUUCUUGUCAAUAUGUUUGAUGGAGAGCAAGGAGAGCACUUCCAGCAACAGGCGGCAGAAUUUAUUCGGAUGCAGGGUAUAGCUUUAGAGAACCUUAAACAGAAGCAGAAGAGAGAUCAGAGACUCUCAGCAUUCCUCCAGGAGCAAGAAAACAACCCAGCAUGCCGAAGACUUCAACUCAAGGAUAUGCUGCCUGCGGGCUUCCAGAGGUUAUCAAAGUACCCUUUACUGAUUGAGUCUCUAUUAGCAUAUACUGACAGUAACAAACAACCUGAAGAAUAUGAACAAAUCUCUCGAUCUCUGGAAAGAUCAAAGGAGAUUCUAGCCUAUGUAAAUGCCGCAGUUCAGGAAGCAGAAAAUAACCAGAAACUAAGUGAGAUACAACGGAGACUUGACCAAUCAUCGCUUGCAAAGAACAAGCAUGGACACUCUGAUGAGUUAAGAGGCAAUCUGGACCUAACUAAACACAAGCUCAUUUAUGAGGGUCCUUUGACCUGGAGAAUUGCCAAGGGUCAGAAGAAUAUAGAUCUUCAUGUACUUCUUCUAGAUGAGUUUAUAGUUCUUCUACAAAAAGCAGAUGACAAAUAUAUUUUGAAGAACCACUCCAUCAACAAGUCACUUGGGAAGGACGACAACAAAUUGACUCACUCUCCGAUCAUCAAGUAUGGACCAUCAAUGCUCUUCCGAGCUGUGGCAACAGACCGAUGUGCAUUCUUCAUAGUCACAACCCAGUCGGGGGGAGCGCACAUCUACGAGCUGGUCACCAUUUCUGCAAAUGAACGGAAGGUGUAAGUACCCCUUUUUGCAAUAUUCUCCUGGUGUUCCUUGGCUGCAGUCAGUCAAAGACGGGUAUUUUUAGAAUUGCGUGUUUAAGAGCUUGAGGAGUGACCAGUGAUUAUUCUGUAAAAGUGAAUGAAAGGUAAGUGUGGUAAUUCUGUUAAGGGAUUAGGAGAGGGAUGAAUAUAUACACAGUGUGAGAUUUUGUCAAGUUCAGUUUUCAUUAGCCAUUAACUCUUUUAAGAUCUGUACGCAAAUUCGGUACGUUUUUUUUUUUUUUUUGAGU
Penaeus vannamei (Pacific white shrimp) is the source of this 3144-nucleotide messenger RNA. NCBI's taxonomy places the organism in Eukaryota, Metazoa, Arthropoda, Malacostraca, Decapoda, Penaeidae. The record is from RefSeq and is a predicted model, not a curated record.